AUGGAAACCUUGACGCACACCAAAGAGACUACGAGUCCCGACGAUUCGGCUCUUUCGAUGCUCGGUUCUUCCCUCGAUCUUCGUCGCUUUGAUACUCUAGUCCAUGCAGGGCCCAUGGACUUUCGUGGCUACGUCCAUGAGAUUCCCAACCAUGAGUUGGACUGGAACACCACAAUUUUUUAUACAGUCACAAAUCCUGCCAUCACAGCUCGCCUCCAAGAAAGAUUUGGGAAACGACCACUAUGGGCCGAUUCCGUCAUUGAAGCUGCUUGCGAGACGGCUCGGACGCUGCCACCCCAACAAUAUCAUGUUCCAUCCCCCAUUAUGGACUAUAUGACACGAGAAUGCGAAUUCAAAAACGAACAUGCCGAUGGAGGAUUCAUUGAUCAUCUCGAUUUUUGCGCCGAAUACACGACACGCUAUUUUCCACAGGGAUCCCCGCAUGUGCUCUUUUUGCAUUCCAUUUGCGGCGUCAAUACCAAUCUAUUUCCAUUGGAGUUUGACAAAAUUCCGGAUUUGAAAAGUCUCCUGACAGACCACGAAUAUUUGCACGUACAGGCAUUCCCUGCCAUGUUGCGAUUGUUAUUCAUGGACGAAGUUUUGGGUGUCUUGUGGGAUGAAGACGACGUCGUCGAUCGAGUGGAAGGAGUGGAAUUCUCGGCAUUCCAUGGGACCAAACUGACAUUGGUCGGUGAAGAAUUCUGGAUGCAUUUGAACUACCAUCUCAUUCACUUGCUAGACUUUAUGCCAACCCAAAACUUUGAUCGUUUUCUCAACGAUCCGUUUGUCCGACUCUUCGUGAGGCUGCACGAAUUCCUACGCAAACAAGAUAAACUCUAUGCCACUGUGCGAUUGGAUCGAUUGGGACAGGUAGAAGGCAUGACGGCUCCAAACGAAACUCUGCCAACAUGGGAUCACCUACUCUCCAGGCUAGACGCAGAUGAGGUCGCAAAGGCACACGAACAAUUACGAGCACAGCUUCGACGAUACUCCAAAGCCAUUGAUCACGAUCUGGCGUACGAGAUUCUCUGGAAAUAA
Messenger RNA from Seminavis robusta, 1038 nucleotides. The record is from the annotation of a GenBank genome assembly. NCBI's taxonomy places the organism in Eukaryota, Bacillariophyta, Bacillariophyceae, Naviculales, Naviculaceae.